Messenger RNA from Sapajus apella (tufted capuchin), 1033 nucleotides. Its product is annotated as golgin subfamily A member 2-like. Lineage: Eukaryota; Metazoa; Chordata; Mammalia; Primates; Cebidae. Gene Ontology annotation, cellular component: cis-Golgi network; Golgi cisterna membrane; Golgi apparatus. The record is from RefSeq and is a predicted model, not a curated record. The transcript has 5 exons. Gene Ontology annotation, biological process: spindle assembly; Golgi organization. Bases 175 to 939 code for a protein of 254 amino acids.
AGACCCCCUUAUGCUCUUGGUUUCUCUGCUUUCUGAUUCCUCUGGACCCUCACCCCUUCCGGGAGCCAGUGGUCAGACACCUUCAUGACUGACAGGUGCACUCUCUGAGGACCCAAGAGAAGGGGCUGCGCUCCACCUCCCUGCCCCGUCUGUCCUGUGUAUGCCCCUACAAGAAUGCUCCCCUCUUGCCUUCAGGAGCCAUUUCUGAACGCUGCUGGAGCCGGUGCCCAGGAGGAGCAGGCACAGCUCUGUGAGCAGCUCCAGAAACAACAGGGGUGCUGCCAGCACCACGCUCACCCGGUGGCUUCGGCCCUGAGGGAGCCAGAGGCAGCGGCCGCGGCCACAGGGACUGGGAGCGAGUGUGGGUGCGGGGAGACCCAGCGGGCCCUGCAGGAAGCCAUCGACAAGCUGCAGAGAGACUUCAUCGACAUUGUGAAGGAGAAUGCAGACCUCAAGGAGCGGGUGGAAAAACUAGAACUCGGACUCAUCCAGCUCUCUGGAGAGAGAGACAUGAUAAGAAAGUCCAUCAAACCAAAUGACCGUCAGAGGGCAGUGGCCAAGACCCAGCACCAGAAGAAGAAUGAUGUUAGCAUGCUGUCCGAGGCCGAGGAGGGGAUGAAGGUGAAGCUGCUGGAGCUACAGGGGCCAGUGAUGCAGCUUAUGAUCAACCACGAGGUCCAGCACCCUGCUAAUGAGUCCACUCCAGGGGCCCCAGCCCCCCAGGAGCUUGGUGCUGCUGACAAGGAUGAAUUUUAUGAGAUGAGCCUGGACAAUGACAGUGACAGCCUAGAGCCUGCAGGAGGGAGAGUACACCACAACCCCACUGCACAGCAGAUGGCACAUGGCUUUGUGAGCUGCGGGGUGACCAGCAACACCGACCCUUGGGCAGCAGUCCCUCCAUGCCAUGCUUUUACCGGGCUGCGGCGAAGGAGGAAGUAAACAUCACCAUCAGCUAAGAGCUGCCCAAAAAAUUUACAAAGGAACAAAGUUAUAGGGUUAGUCUACAUGUUACUUUAUUUGAAUGUUAGAGCCA